Perca flavescens (yellow perch) is the source of this 809-nucleotide messenger RNA. RefSeq lists its product as uncharacterized. Gene Ontology annotation, biological process: positive regulation of T cell proliferation; negative regulation of T cell proliferation; cell surface receptor signaling pathway. The coding region runs from base 36 to 809 and encodes 257 amino acids. Lineage: Eukaryota; Metazoa; Chordata; Actinopteri; Perciformes; Percidae. The record is from RefSeq and is a predicted model, not a curated record. Gene Ontology annotation, cellular component: external side of plasma membrane. The transcript has 4 exons.
AUCUCUUCCCCUCUGUCUCCUCUCACAGGGAGAAGAUGAUCUGCAGCAUCCUGCUGCUCAUCAUCCUGACCUCCUGUGUCUCUGGAACAUUAGUAGUGAAUGUGACCCAGACCUCCUAUCAGGCAGAGGAGAACCACCACAUCACACUGGAGUGGACCUUCACAACCAACCCUCACACUUCCCUCGACUCUCUUUCUAUCUUCUGUGAACUGUUAACUGAUCUCAAGAAUCCAGGCCUGUUUCAUCUCCAUGAAGGAGUUGAGGUCCCAGAGUCUCAGGAUGAACAGUUUGCAGGACGAGUCCAGUGGGACAAAGACGUCCUCAGAGAAGGACGACUCAGACUUCAUGUGUCCAGACUCAGGACUGAAGACUCGGGACUGUACCUGUGUGAUGUGCUCACAGAUUAUGGGAGUAACUCUGGUAGAUGUUGGCUCAAUGUCACUGCAGCGAGGGAUCGGCCUGAACCUGAGACACCAAACACAACAAGUCCACCAAACACAACAAGUCCACCACAACCAGAGAGUCGGGGAAGGAUCGGUCUCUACUGUGGACUGGGACUGACAGCAGCUCUGCUGGCUGAUUCCAAGGACCACAGGACUGAACGACAUCAGACCCGAUGCCCUGACCUCUGUGGUUAUGACGAUGCAGUAAACCUGGCCCUCCACUACAUCCUCCAGCACCUGGACUCUGCAGGAACCUACGCCGGGAUCCUGUUUGUGGAUUUCAGCUCUGCCUUUAAUACCAUCAUCCCAGCUCUGCUCCAGGAGAAGCUCUCCCAGCCUGGUGUGCCUGACUCCACCUUUAGGUGA